AUGGAAUGUAUUUUGAUAUGUGGUUUUGUUCUAGUAUUGUCCUUGAUCAUUAAGGUUCAAGGAGCUAUUAACAUUGACAUAAACCAAGAAGCAAGUUUCGAUGAACACUAUGUCGUUACGUGGGGACAAGAUCAUGUCUUGAAACUCAACCAAAGCAAAGAAGUUCAGCUCUCCAUGGACCAUUCUUCAGGUUCUGGUUUUGAAUCCAAAAACCACUACGGGUCAGGAUUUUUUCAAAUGAGAAUCAAAUUGCCGGCAAAAGAUUCUGCUGGCAUCGUAACCGCUUUCUAUUUGACUUCAAAGGGAAAUAGCCAAGAUGAGGUUGACUUUGAGUUCUUGGGAAACAGAGAAGGGAAACCAAUAACAAUACAGACCAAUGUGUUCACCAAAGGUCAAGGAAAUCGAGAACAAAGAUUUGUUCUUUGGUUUGAUCCAACCGAAGAUUUUCAUGCUUAUGGAAUUCUGUGGAACCCAUACCAUAUUGUGUUUUACGUGGACAAUAUUCCAAUAAGAGUGUUCAAAAACAACAAGAAAGGGGUAAGCUACCCAUCAAAACCCAUGCAAGUGGUGAGUAGCUUAUGGAACGGUGAGGCAUGGGCAACUGAUGGUGGUAAGGCAAAGAUUAAUUGGGCCUAUGCUCCUUUUAAGGCCCAUUUUCAGGGUUUUUCUGAAUCUGGUUGUCACAUGGAUGGUCUUAAUGAUGCUUGUGAAUCAUCAGCAUAUUGGUGGAACACUGGAAAAUAUGUUGGAAUAAGCGUUUCCGAGCAAAAGGCUUUUAAAAAUGCAAGAGCCAAGUAUAUGAAUUAUGACUAUUGUUCUGAUCAUACUAGAUUUUCUGUUCCUCCUGAUGAAUGUCAAUGGAAUCAGUAA
Molecule: messenger RNA, 870 nt
Organism: Arabidopsis lyrata subsp. lyrata
Lineage: Eukaryota; Viridiplantae; Streptophyta; Magnoliopsida; Brassicales; Brassicaceae
Product: putative xyloglucan endotransglucosylase/hydrolase protein 1
Exons: 4
Coding region: 1-870 (289 amino acids)
Biological process (GO): cell wall biogenesis; xyloglucan metabolic process
Cellular component (GO): apoplast; cell wall
Molecular function (GO): hydrolase activity, hydrolyzing O-glycosyl compounds; xyloglucan:xyloglucosyl transferase activity
Source: RefSeq, a predicted model, not a curated record